Messenger RNA from Harpegnathos saltator (Jerdon's jumping ant), 1886 nucleotides. RefSeq names its product lipid storage droplets surface-binding protein 2. The transcript has 5 exons. Gene Ontology annotation, cellular component: lipid droplet; cytosol. NCBI's taxonomy places the organism in Eukaryota, Metazoa, Arthropoda, Insecta, Hymenoptera, Formicidae. The record is from RefSeq and is a predicted model, not a curated record. Bases 294 to 1109 code for a protein of 271 amino acids. Gene Ontology annotation, biological process: positive regulation of triglyceride storage; lipid storage.
UACAUCGAUUCGUAUAAUCGAGCUCGUGGCACUCAAAGAAAUUCUCUUUGCAUUUGAUUAUAUGUGUUUGGGCACAAUUCUUCGCACAUGCACGUCCAUAAAUAUAUAUAUAUUUGCCGAUCGCACGUGCAGAUGCGUUUCGAGGGGAAACGGAGCACAUUUAACCGUCAAAUUUAGUAUCGAUAUAUUAGUAUCAAAGUACACGGUUGGCUUGACUCACUGUCAGAGAUAAAGAUAAAUCGAGCUAACGAGCUUAGAUAACGAGGAACUACUGGCAAACUGCUGAAGAAAGAAUGGCGGAUGCGAACAAACCCGCAUCUAACUCCGAGAGCUCUCCUCGUCUCGAGGUGAUCGAUCGAGUAAAAAAUAUCCCGGUGGUUCACUCGGCUAUCGAGAAGACGGGUUCCACGUAUUCCUACGUUAAAGAUUCCCAUCAUUUGAUCAACUGGGCGCUGAGCUACGCCGAAGCAGGGCUGCAUUAUGCGACCGCCACUGCGACGCCAAUCGCAGCUCCCUUGGCGAAGAAAUUCGAGGGACAGAUUAACGCCGUUGACCAAAAGCUGUGCCAAGGGCUAGACAUCGUCGAACAAAAGGUCCCGAUGGUGAAGCAACCGCCGCAGCAGAUAUACGACGCUGCUAAAGCGGUUAUGAGCAGUUCCUUGCAGCCAACCAUCGACAAACUCAACGCGAGCAAGCAAUCAGUCUCGCAACAACUAGAUGCUCUGAAAGAGGUCGCUAUAGUUAAAGCGAAUGACCUCCUGAACACACCGUGCGGCAAUAAGGCUGUGGAAGGUGUUGACAACACCAAAGUGCUCGUCAAUCGUUUAUUGGAUCGUUAUUUCCCUGCUGUGGAGGAAGAGAAAGAUGAACCAAAUCCAGUCUCGGCAGAUGAAAACAAGGUGCUUCAUGCGGUGCAGACUAUUGGCCAUCUGUCGAAAAAAACCGCUAAUCGCGUCUAUCAUUCGGUUGCUGCGCAAUUGAGGACAGUAAAGAAGGAAGAUGUAGGAGCAUACAUAUCUAGCGUCGUAUCUAUUCUCCAUCUUACGCACUUCUUGAACAAUGGGCAGAAACUAAGCGAUGAGACAAAGGAGACACAGUCAAGCAGUUAAUCGAAUAAUAAGGAGGUGCAGGAAAAAUAAGCUUGAAAUUUGAAAAUACCUCGUAUAUCUAUCUCAUCAUUUGAUGUACAAUUUAAUUAAUUCAUUCGUCUCUAAUUUUUAAGAUUUUCGAAUGUUUGCAGAAACAUAAGCGAUGUAAGAGGUAAAAUUCUACAGUAUACUUUAUUCAUGCAAGUUUCACAUAUUUAUUGAAAAAUUUAUUAAUAUUUCUUUCAAUAAGAAAAUGCUAUUAUAAAUGUAAAAUUCGUUAAUAACGGGCAAAUCUUUAUAGAAUGCUAAAAUAUUAGAUCUUUACGGACGAACGUAACGAGUGAAUUAAUGUACCUAUUUUCGGAUACUCGUGUAAGUUUUAUGUUUUACUUAUGAUAUACUUAUGAUAUGUAUGACUUUUCUUUUUCCUUUUCUUUUAUCCUAAUCCACAAUCAGGAUAAAAUCCACAAUCACAAAAUGAAUUGUGUGAUAUGUACUAAGAUAAAAUUGCACAUGUGUAUUUUAGCGAUAUUUCUCGUGCACUUGAAGAUUUAUAUUGAAAUAAGUUGCAAAAUUUCACCAUGUCUCUAUGCCUAUGGAAAACGAGUGAAAUUUCUUCUUAAUGAUAAAUUUAGUCGUUAAUUGUAUAAUGUACAAAUAUUUUUAAGCAUCACAAAGCAUGUUAUUUCGAAGGACUGCUACGAAUGUAAAAGAUAUAUAUGUAUAUAAAUGUAAAUACAUAUAUAUAUAUUUUUUUUAAAGUAUGAGAUGUAACACUAUAUACACUUUACAAGCUUA